Molecule: messenger RNA, 1198 nt
Organism: Thamnophis sirtalis
Lineage: Eukaryota; Metazoa; Chordata; Lepidosauria; Squamata; Natricidae
Source: RefSeq, a predicted model, not a curated record
GAAUUAACCCAAGAAUGUGAAGAGAAGAAAUCUCAGUACGACAGUUGCGCUGCUGGUUUGGAGAGCAAGCGUUCCUCCCUGGAGCAGGGAUCAGUAUUCCAAGAUGAUCGCCGAACAAGAAAACCUCGGCAAGAAACUGCGAGAGAAGCAGAAAUCUGUCCGGGAGAGCCACGGCCCCAACUUGAAGCAAGUCAAAAUGUGGCGAGACCUCCAGCUUCUGAUGGAGUGCAAAAGGGAAUGUUUCCUCAAGCAACAGAACCCGGCUUCGGUGGGCCAGGUCAUCCAGGAAGACGGAGAAGACCGUCUGGUCUUGUGAAAGCAUACGUGCCCGACAUCUGGGUCACCCCGGCAGACCCAUUCUUGCCCCAGUGAAUGUUGGCCGAGGUUUAGGAGGAUGGUUUUGAAGCAAAUGAGAUGGAGUUCAGCUAAAAAAGUCCUUGUCUCAACUAGAACAGGGCUGGGGUGGGUGGGCUUCCUUUGUUCCUUUGGGGGGGGGGGUUUACAUCUUUUAUUCUGCUGAUGGACAGACCGGCCUUCCCUCGGCCGGAAACCAGUCGAGGGGUUAAAGCAUUGAGACGUUUUCACAGGUGCAAUUCCGUUCAAACGUAAGAGUCACGCCAGAGAAGCAGGGAGACAGAAAUCAGGACAGCGUUGACAUCUGGGGUUUGUAGAUGCCGUGACACCAAGCCAGGAUCGAGUCCCCACAGGUCCUCCCCAACUCAGGAGCAUCGUUUUCACCUCUGGCUCAAUUCCUAAAUUCCCUUUUCACAAUUCCAGCGACCAAGUUGAAGAAGGACUUUGGCAUAUAUAUAUAUAUUUUUGGAAGCGGGAGAAAAAUGCACAAACUAGAAGGACGUAGCAGACCCAGCUUCCUGUAGCCCACCGAUGUGUAAACCCUGAGGAGGUCCUUGGUUCUCCUUGUAGUUGUCCCCUCCCCCCGUGGUCCCACCUGUUAAAAGUCCAAAACGCAGGAGACACAAUUUCCUUAAUUCCCCUGGACUCCAAAGCAAAGCCAUCGAAUCUGAAAUUCCUCUGCCUUCUCUCAUCCGCUUGGCUUUUAUUGAGUCCGCUUCCGAAUGUGUGUUUUUGUGUUGAAUUUUUUCUUUUUUUGGAAAGAUUCCCUUCUCGCGGUUAUUACGUCGUCGCUGGCUUCCUGGUGGCCUUCGGCCUGCGUGGCUCGUCUCUCUCUCUCUCUCUC